CAAGACGAGGACGAGAUGCCGGUUAAGUUGUACGAUGUGUCGCCGCGCGUUUUCUGCGCCAUGCAGAACCUGGAUAUCACCCUUUUGGCCAGCUACCCGGAGGCGGAGAUCCGCCCGGUGCUGCCGUCGUUGGUUCGGAUGAGCCUGCUGUCGCCGUUGGACAACACAGAGUCGUCCAUGGAGUCCCGCAAACAGAUCCUGGCAGUGCUAAUCGGCAUCGAGGUGGUGAACAGCAUUGUGUCCUACCUACAGGUUAACUACCAUGAACUGGAAAACGAGCUGAAGAAGGAGCUGCAGGCGCGGCAGAAGUCCGCCUUUUUUGAGGGCCAGCAGCAUGAGUUCGGUCUCCAGUCAGGCAUUGCGCUUGGCUUCGAGCGGGCGGACGUUGCGCGCAAGGUGCGCGUGGUGCUUUCGGAGAUCUUUAACCUGCAGCAGCAGGUCUCCGAGCAGAAGCCUCCCGCCCAUUCGGAGAUGCUGGACGACGGCAUCUACCUGGAGGAGGUGGUAGACAUACUGUGCAUUGCCCUGGCCGAGCUUCCCUCCCUGCUCAACAUCCUGGAGCUGACGGACGCUCUGGUCCACGUGCCCAACGGGUACCGCAUCAUCUGCGCCCUGGUGGCCAACUUCCCCGACUGCUAUCGCGACGUCGUCUCCCAUGUGAUUGCCAACUGUGACGAGGACGGCAGCGACGGCAAGCACCGGUUGAUGCUGCUCAUGGGGCUCAGCGAGAUGAAUCCCUCCCAGGCACUGGCAAACAGGUCCAUGUGCGUGGAAAUGCUAAAGGUGCCGUCGUUUAUGCUCAAGCUCACGCUCAAGCACCCUGAGGAUCUGAUAGCCUUCCUCACUGGCCUGCUGCUGGGCAACGACCAGAACCUGCGCUCCUGGUUCGCCGUCUACAUCCGCUCCAGCCAGAAGCGCAAGGGUGACGCCCUGAACCUGGUGCGAGUGGAGCUGCUCCAGAAGGUGGUCCAGACGACGGCCAAUGCGGCGGAGCUGCGCGACUUCAAUCUGCAGGGCGCGGUGCUGCUGCGACUGUACUGCGCGCUGCGCGGGAUCGGUGGGCUGAAGUUCAACGACGACGAGAUCAACGCCCUGUCCCAGCUGGUCACGAGUUGUCCGCAGGCCACGCCCUCGGGAGUGCGGUUCGUGACGCUGGCACUGUGCAUGCUCAUCGCCUGUCCUUCGCUGGUGUCCACCAUUCCGCUGGAGAACAAGGCGGUGGAGUGGCUUCAGUGGCUGAUUCGCGAGGAUGCCUUCUUCUGCAAGCGCUCUGGCACCAGCACCUCGCUGGGUGAGAUGCUCCUGCUGCUGGCGAUCCACUUCCACAGCAACCAGAUCUCGGCCAUCAGCGAAAUGGUCUGCUCCACGCUGGCCAUGAAGAUACCCAUCCGGCCGAACAGCACUAACCGGAUCAAGCAGCUAUUCACGCAGGACCUGUUCACCGAGCAGGUGGUGGCCCUGCACGCGGUGCGCGUGCCCGUCACGCCUAACCUAAACGGGACCAUUCCGGGCUACCUGCCGGUGCACUGCAUCCACCAGCUGCUGAAGUCGAGGACCUUCCUCAAGCACAAGGUGCCAAUUAAGUCGUGGAUCUUCAAGCAGAUAUGCAGCUCGGUGAGGCCGGUGCAUCCGGUGAUGCCAGCUCUGGUGGAGGUGUUCGUCAACACGCUUAUAAUACCCAACCCCACGGGCAAGGUGAACAUCGACCACAUGCACAGGCCCUUCACCGAGGCCGAGAUCCUGCACGUGUUCAGCACGUCCAAGCUCACCUUCUUCGCCGAGGAACUGCCGCCGAUGGUGGAGAGCGACGAGCUGAACCAGAUCGAGGUGCACUGCCCGCUCACUGCCCAGCUGCUGAUGAUUUACUACCUGAUGCUGUACGAGGACACUCGGCUGAUGAACCUCAGCGCCCUGGGUGGACGCAAGCAGAAGGAGUACUCGAACAACUUUUUGGGGGGCCUGCCCCUGAAAUACCUGCUGCAGAAGGCGCACCACUACCACCACGACUACCUAUCGCUUUUCCACCCCCUGCUGCGCCUGAUCAUCUCCAACUACCCGCACCUGAGCAUGGUGGACGACUGGCUGGAGGAGCACAACCUGGCCCAGGGCAGUGCCACCGUGGUGGUGAGCAAGCGGGAGCUCAAGCCGGAGCAGCUGGACCGGGCGCUGGCCGCGAUCCAGACGAAGCCGCAUCUCGCCAUCCGGGUCUUCAAGCAGCUGCUUCAGAUGCCGCCGGAGACGCAGGCGCAGUACGGCCAGCAGCUAGUGCAGCACCUGCCGGUGGUGUUCGCCAAGUCGGUGCCGCGCUACAUCAAGGAUCUGUACAACGACAUCUGGCUUCGCCUGAACGCCGUGCUGCCCACCACCUUGUGGAUCAUGUCGCUGCGCGCGAUCACCAACAGCUCGGACUCGAUUAACCGGAGGAGCUUCGCCAACGAGAGCUUGCUUGAGCCCAUGGAGGUGCUGAGUUGCCCCCGCUCGGUGUUCUGCUCGCCGUAUUUGCUCAUGAUCCUGCUGCGCAUCCUUAAAGGCAGCUUGGCUGCCUCGAAGACCUAUCUCAACGUGCACAUGCAGCAGAAGCAGGUGCUGGAUAAGAACGGCCUGGUGCAGACGGACGCGGACCGGGAGGAGCUGAAGACCACGCUGAUCGCCUCGCAGGAAAGCGCUGCCGUGCACAUUUUGCUGGAGGUGCUCGAGUACAUGGCCAACAAGGCCUCGGACCGGGUUUCGCGUCUAGAGCUGCGCGAGAUACAGGGCAUCAUUGGGACCUACGUGCACCAGGCUUUCAUCUCGGAGCCGUCGCUGGCCAAACUGGUGCACUUCCAGACGUACCCGAAGUCCGUCAUCCCCAUGAUUGUGGCCAGUGUGCCGUCAAUGCACAUCUGCAUUGACUUUGUCCACGAGUUCCUGAACGUCACCGAGAUGGACAAACAGAUCUUCACUAUUGAACUCACCUCCCACCUGGUCCUCAACUAUUCGAUACCCAAGAGCCUGGGCGUUUCCAAGUUCUGCCUAAAUGUGAUCCAGACCACGUUGUCCCUGCUGACAGCCUCGGCCAAGUGCAAGUUUCUGCGGAAUGUUCUGCCGGCUAUGGUGCGCUUCGUGGAGACGUUCCCCAUCCUGGCCGACGACUGCGUCAACAUCCUGAUGACCACCGGCCGCAGCCUGCACUCCCAGUCGUCCCUGGGCGUGACCACCAUGCAGAUGCCCCUCACCGAGAGCGCAAAGCUGUGCUCGUACCGGGACGCCCAGCUACACAUCAUCAUGAUCGAAGACGCGUUCAAGGCGCUGGUCACCGCCGUCAUGCAGAAGUCGGAGCUGUAUUAACUGGAUUGGAUCCCCCUCGUAACUCUUAAGCUCAACCCCUUCUCCUGUCACACAGCUGAUUAUAAUAGUGCUUGUAAAAUUCAUAACAACGACAAAUGACCAGAAUAAACAUUCACUGAAAACCUGA
This is a messenger RNA of Drosophila ficusphila, 3454 nucleotides long. RefSeq names its product integrator complex subunit 2 (gene IntS2). Gene Ontology annotation, cellular component: integrator complex. Bases 16 to 3327 code for a protein of 1103 amino acids. NCBI's taxonomy places the organism in Eukaryota, Metazoa, Arthropoda, Insecta, Diptera, Drosophilidae. The transcript is spliced from 3 exons. The record is from RefSeq and is a predicted model, not a curated record. Gene Ontology annotation, biological process: snRNA 3'-end processing.